AUGAGCACCACGAGAUGCUAUAAACCAGGGUGUAAUCAAGAAGUUGAGAUUUCAUGCAGCUGCACUUCUCCUGAGAUCUAUUCUUGCAAUGAGCACUUAAAGGAGCAUUGCACAUCUAAAGGCAACCAUAAUUUCGACUCAAUAUUUUAUGAGCCUGCUGAAAGCACAAAAAUAGCGAUCUCUAGCCUUCUUGCAGAAGAAAGUCAAAAUAUUGAGAAAAUUAAAAGAGAUAUUAUUACUACCUUUUAUCAAACUCUUUUAACCUAUGAAAAUAUUUUUAAAAAAACUCUAAAAGAAAUCGACUCUGAUAUUACAAAAAUGCACAGUUCUGCUGAAAAAAUCUCUCAAGUAAAAAGGCUAUCAAAAUUCGAGAAAGAUGCAGAUUUAAAUUUACUAGCUUUGCAGCCAAAUGAAGCUGCUAAGAUAGCUAAAAAAAUUUUACAGAGAAAUCAAAUAAAAAUUUCGAGCUGUUCUGCGAAAUGGGAGGGAAGAUUAAUAAAAUUUUUCGAAGUUUUGAUGAAAAAAUCUAGAUACACUUCAAGUGAAAUAAUGUUUGGAUUGAAAAGUCUUGAAGAGCGUCUGAACUUUGAGAAAGAGCUAAUGGAUAUAUAUUCUGAGUUAAAUAUAUAUAAAAAUAUGCUUACUCCCCCCUCUGUGAGUGAACAAAAAAAUUUUGUUCACUCACGGAGGGGGGGUUAAUCCUUUCUUUUAAAAACAAUUUAUAUAUAAAUUUUUAUAAAAAAAAUUUUUUUUUCGAAAUUUAAAAAAUCCUAAUUCACAAAAUUGGAAAGCAAAUAUUAAUUUAAUUUAUAAAAUUUAUGUUUUAAAAAGCGAUUCGUUCAAAAUUAAAACAGAAUUAGCUCUAGAUUUUCAUUAUAAUAAUUAUCACUUAUAUAUCAAAUUUUUUUUUUCCAUAAAAAAUUUUUUCUAUUAAAACAAUUUUUGUUCACUCACGGAGGGUGGUUUUUGGGCAAAAAAUGCCGAUUUUUCUAAUGGUUUUGCUCACUCACGGAGGGGGGAGUUAGAGUUGAUCCAACUAAUGUGAAUGCAUACAAUUGCAUGGAAAUAUCUUCCACAAUGAAAAGAGAUGUGAAGAAGCAUUACAAUAUUAUAACGAUGCAAUUAGAUUUGAUGCAAAUAAAACAAUUUACCAUAAUAAUAAAGGACAUGCUCUUAAAGAGCUAG
Messenger RNA from Blepharisma stoltei, 1185 nucleotides. Lineage: Eukaryota; Ciliophora; Heterotrichea; Heterotrichida; Blepharismidae. The record is from the annotation of a GenBank genome assembly.